This is a messenger RNA of Arctia plantaginis, 1332 nucleotides long. The record is from the annotation of a GenBank genome assembly. Lineage: Eukaryota; Metazoa; Arthropoda; Insecta; Lepidoptera; Erebidae.
AUGUGGUGUGAAAUGAAAGACCUUCAUUUUUGCCAUGACGACUUCAGUUUAAACCCCCCUGAUGGACUACUCGACGAGUACUCAUUUCCUUGGUUGGGCUUCACACAAUACUUACAUGAGAUGACCGGAUUGUUACAUCCUAAUAUAGCGCCACGUGUAGUCCUUGUUCAUAAACAAUUCGUCAUUGCCAGUGCUAGAGAAAUGCUGAAACUGCCUAAGCACUACAAACUAGGGAAUAUGAUAUUUGGUGAUUAUGAACAGGAAGGAAAAGAUUGUGACCUGACUUCUGAUGAUAUUAUGAUGGGCAAAAGAUGUCCACGGGCAUAUAUGGAAAUGCCGUUUAAGGAAAUAUUACCACACCCAGAGUUCUCUAGAUUUAGAGUCAACAACAGCGUAGCGCUGGUGCAAUUGCUUCGCCCAAUGAAAUCUCCGGUACCUAGAGACUUCGAUUUUGAAAAAAUGGGAAAGCGGACUCUUCAGCUUUAUAAAGAUACAGAUUGUAUGAGAUAUCAUAACAAUACGAUGAUGGGCAACAAAGACCUCUCGCAGUUUUUAUGCACUUCAGGUUGCGGAAUGCGACCAGGCACACCAAUUAUAAGCCAUGCACCAGACGGGCGGUUUGAGGUCAUUGGUAUAGCGGUUGGUGGAUCACGAUGCGUAGAUCAUGAAAUGCGUCGCAGUUUCAAUGAAAACCCUCCCUUCUACAUUGACGUAUACCCUUAUGUUCCGUGGAUCAUUAAUGUCAUAAACGCUCAUAAAAUUCCUAAGCCUUAUCCUGAACAUUUCCAAUUGCUUGAAGGAGGUUCUCUUUGGAUUCGACCGACAUGGUGUGGAAUGAGCGAAAUCAACAUUUGUCACGACGACUUCAACUUAAACCCGACCGAUGGAGUUCUGAAAGACCAAACAUUCCCUUGGUUGGGCUUCGCCCUGUAUAUACACGGUUUGAUCAAUUCUAACAUAUUUGAGUAUUAUACAAUAGGACAAGAAGUGACUGGAAUCUUGCACCCUGCUAGGGCGCCGCGUGUGGUCCUCGUCCACAACCAAUUCGUCCUAACAAUGGCAAGAGAUGUGUUAAAACUACCUAGACUCUAUAAACUCGGUAAUGUGAUAUUUGGUGAAUACGAACGAGAAGAAAAAGAUUGUGGCCUUACAUCUCAAGAUAUUUUGAAGGGCUAUAAAUGUCCACGUGCUUUCAUUGAAAUUCCACUAAAUGAAAUUUUACCACAUCCAGAAUUCUCCAGACUACAUGGUCCCACUCUGCCUACCAACAUUAGAGGAACGCCUGAUAAAGAAAAAACUGAAUACCGUAUUCUUAAUAGACUAUAUAAGUAG